Ziziphus jujuba (common jujube) is the source of this 4112-nucleotide messenger RNA. RefSeq lists its product as uncharacterized. Gene Ontology annotation, molecular function: protein binding; ATP binding; ATP hydrolysis activity. Gene Ontology annotation, cellular component: mitochondrial outer membrane. The transcript has 27 exons. Bases 117 to 3857 code for a protein of 1246 amino acids. The record is from RefSeq and is a predicted model, not a curated record. Lineage: Eukaryota; Viridiplantae; Streptophyta; Magnoliopsida; Rosales; Rhamnaceae.
AUAUCCUCUCUCUCUCUCUCUUGUGGCAGUGUAAACAGAUAGAAAAAAAAAAAUUUAAAAUAAAAAAUCCGGCAAAAAUAAAAAAAGGAAAAGAAAAAGAAGACCAGCAGAGAGUCAUGGUUUCAACGAGACGAAGUGGAUCUUUCUCUGGUAACAAUAGCAAAAGAUCUUCGUCGUCCGACGAUAAACCUCCAUCGCCGAAGCGUCCAAAGGUUGACAAUGGUGGAGGUACGGAUAAAUCUAUGCCGACGGCGGAGAAUUCAAAGGAACUGUGCAUGCCACCUCCUCCGCCGCCCGCCGAUCCUGGAGAAUGUGGUUCCGACGAUGUUCCGAUCGCCGGAGAUGGAGUGAGUUCUGGGAAGACGACAGAGGCAGCGUCUCAGGCGGUUGCUGUUGCAACGCCGAUCGCUGAAGGGUCUUCGCCUGUGGUGGAUAAGCCGAGGGGUACUCUCCCUUGGGGGUUUUAUCCGAAGAGUUUUGAGAUGCCUUGGUGCAGGCUUUUGUCACAGUCUGGACAGAAUGCGAAUAUUGAUAUUUCAGCACCCAAUUUUACUAUUGGUUCACACAAAAGCUGCAAUUUUUCUUUCAAGGAACAGUCAAUUAGUGGUUGUCUUUGCAAGAUCAAGCGCACGCAGCGCGAUGGCAGUUGUGUAGCAGUUCUAGAAAGUAUGGGAAGUAAGGGAUCGGUGCAGGUAAACGGGACAACCAUCAAGAAAAGUACAAAUUGUGAUCUUAAUUCGGGUGAUGAGGUUGUUUUUGGUGUGCUUGGCAGCCAUGCUUAUAUUUUUCAGCAACGCAUUACUGAACUAGUUGUUAAAGGUGUGGAGGCUCAGAGUAGUGUUGGAAAAUAUUUGCAGCUUGAGAAGCGGACAGGGGAUGCUUCGGCUAUGAAUGGGGCUUCCAUUCUGGCAUCUUUGUCAAACCAGAAGCAAGAUUUAUCGCGGUGGAAGUCUCCAGCACAGUGCACUGGUAAAAAUCUCCCAGGUACCGAGGUACCCUCUCAUUCUGUUAUUCAUGAUGGUACAGAAAUAGAGCUUGAUGGCCUGGAAGGCAACUCAACUCUAAACUUAGGGAGUGAUAAAGCUGAAGACAUUGGAGCAAUUGAAAAGACUCCAGAAUGCAACGCAGACUCUGGCACAGAGGCAGGCAAUGUAAAACUCUCUGGGAUGACUGAUUUGCUAAGGCCUUUAUUGAGGAUGUUAGCUGGGUCACCUACUUGUAAACUGAAAUUGAGCAAAGGUAUCUGUAAACAGGUAUUGGAAGAAAGAAACGAGUGGAUGACGGAUUCACAGCAAGCGUCGACAUCGGGCAUGUCGUUGCGGUGUGCAGUCUUUAAAGAGGAUAUUCAUGCGGGAAUUCUUGAUGGAAAAAACUUAGAUGUUUCAUUUGACAAUUUCCCAUAUUAUUUGAGUGAAAAUACAAAAAAUGUGCUGAUUGCAGCUUCAUUUAUACACCUGAAACAUAAAGAACAUGCAAAGUAUACUUCAGAACUUACUACUGUGAACCCGCGUAUUUUGCUUUCUGGUCCUGCAGGGUCAGAGAUAUAUCAGGAAAUGUUGGCAAAGGCUCUUGCUAAUUAUUUUGGAGCGAAGCUGCUAAUAUUUGAUAGUCAUUCAUUUUUGGGUGGUUUAUCAUCAAAGGAAGCUGAGCUUCUGAAGGAAGGAUUGAAUGCAGAUAAAUCAUGCAGCUGUACCAAACAGAGCCCUGUACCCACUGACUUGGCGAAGACUGUAAAUCAGUCAACAUGUGAAGCUGAGACGCCAAGCUCUUCCAAUGCACCUUCCUCUGGCCUUGAAUCUCAACCAAAGAUGGAGUCAGAUACUGUUCCCUCCUCCUCUGGGGCAUCUAAGAGUUAUCUAUUCAAAUUAGCUGAACUUGGCAUGAUUUCUCUGAACAUGAAUCAUGCAGGUGAUAGAGUAAGAUUCAGUCCAGUUUCUGGUGGCUUAUAUACAUCUGCAUCUUCUUCAAGGGGCCCAUCUAAUGGAUCCAAGGGAAAGGUUAUGUUACUUUUUGAGGAUAAUCCGAUGUCGAAAGUAGGUGUGAGAUUUGAUAAACCUAUACCUGAUGGGGUUGAUCUUGGUGGUCACUGUGAAGUAGGUCAUGGAUUCUUCUGUAAUGUUAACGAUCUUCGUUUGGAGAACACAGGCGUGGAAGAACUGGACAAGUUACUCAUUAACACAUUGUUUGAGGCUGUAAUUAGUGAGAGCAGAAGUUCUCCUUUCAUUUUGUUCAUGAAAGAUGCUGAGAAGUCUCUAGUUGGAAACUCAGAUUCGUACAAUCCAUUUAAAAGCAGGCUUGAAAACCUUCCUGAUAAUGUUAUUGUGAUUGGUUCUCAUACUCAUACUGACAAUCGGAAGGAGAAGUCACAUCCUGGUGGUCUGCUCUUCACAAAGUUUGGCAGCAACCAAACUGCUCUUCUUGACUUGGCAUUCCCGGAUAGUUUUGGAAGACUGCAUGACAGAGUGAAGGAUGUUCCCAAAGCUACAAAAUUCCUGACUAAGCUUUUCCCCAAUAAAGUUAUCAUUCAUAUGCCACAGGAUGAGGCGCUUCUUGCAUCAUGGAAGCACCAGUUAGAUCGAGAUUCUGAAACCCUCAAAAUGAAGGGAAAUCUGAAGCUCUUACGCACUGUUUUGGGUCGGAGUGGCAUGGAAUGCGAAGGACUUGAGACAUUAUGCAUCAAAGAUCAGACACUUACAAAUGAAAGUACAGAGAAAGUAGUUGGAUGGGCUCUAAGCCAUCAUUUAAUGCAGAAUCCUGAAGCGGAUCCAGAUGCAAGACUUGCUUUAUCCCGUGAGAGCAUCCAGUAUGGGAUUGGAAUACUACAAGCCAUCCAAAAUGAAUCAAAAAGCCUGAAGAAGUCACUUAAGGACGUUGUAACUGAAAAUGAAUUUGAGAAAAGGCUUCUGGCUGAUGUUAUUCCACCCAGUGACAUUGGUGUAACAUUUGAUGAUAUUGGAGCUCUUGAAAAUGUCAAGGAUACAUUAAAGGAGCUGGUGAUGCUUCCUUUGCAAAGGCCUGAACUCUUCUGCAAGGGGCAAUUAACAAAGCCUUGCAAGGGCAUACUAUUAUUUGGGCCCCCUGGUACAGGUAAGACAAUGCUGGCAAAAGCUGUGGCUACUGAAGCUGGUGCAAACUUUAUUAACAUUUCCAUGUCGAGCAUCACAUCGAAGUGGUUUGGUGAGGGUGAAAAGUAUGUGAAAGCAGUUUUCUCACUGGCUAGUAAAAUUGCUCCUAGUGUUGUAUUUGUUGAUGAAGUUGACAGCAUGUUGGGCCGAAGGGAAAAUCCGGGGGAGCAUGAGGCCAUGCGUAAGAUGAAAAAUGAAUUUAUGGUAAACUGGGAUGGCUUACGGACAAAAGAUACAGAACGGGUUCUGGUACUUGCAGCUACGAAUAGGCCGUUUGACCUUGACGAAGCUGUCAUUCGGAGGUUACCGCGUAGAUUGAUGGUAAAUUUGCCUGAUGCUCCAAAUAGAGCAAAGAUAUUGAAAGUCAUAUUGGCAAAAGAGGAUUUAUCUCCUGAUGUUGAUUUUGAAGCUGUUGCAAGCAUGACAGAUGGAUAUUCUGGAAGUGACCUUAAGAAUCUCUGUGUAACUGCUGCACACCGUCCAAUCAAAGAGAUAUUGGAGAAAGAAAAAAAGGAUCGUGCAACUGCACUUGCUGAAGGCAAACCUGCUCCAGCUUUGAGUGGCAGUGCUGAUAUACGUCCUCUGAACAUGGAGGACUUUAAAUAUGCUCAUGAGCGGGUAUGCGCGAGUGUUUCAUCUGAAUCCGCAAACAUGACAGAGCUUUUGCAAUGGAAUGAACUAUAUGGUGAAGGGGGUUCUAGAAGAAAGAAGGCUCUCAGCUAUUUCAUGUGAUUGCUUCCCUGUAUAAAUGGUUUUAACUUCUCUCUUUCUAUUUAUAGUUUUGUAAUUCUUUUUAACUGUUUCUCUACAAAAAAAUUCUCCUAAAAGCCCAUUGAGUGCAAUUUGGCUCCCAUGUAUUAAGGGUUUGCUGGAGAACCAUUUUGUCUGUAAAAUGAGAUAUAGUGGUUCUAAGUAAUUAUUCUUAUCCUUAGGCUCAGGAUGGUGGUAUAAAGAGAGUGAAGCCUUCAAUGGCUCGGCUUUGCUGCU